Molecule: messenger RNA, 3382 nt
Organism: Equus caballus (horse)
Lineage: Eukaryota; Metazoa; Chordata; Mammalia; Perissodactyla; Equidae
Gene: P2RX3
Product: purinergic receptor P2X 3
Biological process (GO): response to ATP; calcium ion transmembrane transport
Cellular component (GO): plasma membrane; nuclear inner membrane
Molecular function (GO): purinergic nucleotide receptor activity; ATP binding; extracellularly ATP-gated monoatomic cation channel activity
Source: RefSeq, a predicted model, not a curated record
CAAGAGCAGAGAGCCUGGGCACUGGGCUAGGGUUGCCUGACUUAAAGGAGCAGGCUCCCUAUUCCUCCAGCCCCUCUAAGCUGUCCCCUCCAGGCGGUGGUCUCUGUCUCCCCGCCCAGAGGAUCUCUCCCUCCUGAGGCCACCACUGGGUCUUUUCUGAGUGGUCCCUGAUCACUCUGUCAACAUGAACUGCAUUUCAGAUUUCUUCACCUACGAGACCACCAAGUCAGUGGUUGUGAAGAGCUGGACCAUUGGAAUCAUCAACCGAGCAGUUCAGCUUCUGAUCAUCUCCUAUUUUGUGGGGUGGGUUUUCCUGCACGAGAAGGCAUACCAGGUACGGGACACAGCCAUUGAGUCCUCGGUGGUGACCAAGGUGAAGGGCUUUGGACAGUAUGCCAACAGAGUCAUGGACGUGUCUGAUUAUGUGACCCCACCCCAGGGCACCUCUGUUUUUGUCAUCAUCACCAAGAUGAUCGUUACUGAAAACCAGAUGCAAGGAUUCUGCCCAGAGAGCGAGGAGAAGUACCGCUGUGUGUCAGACAGCCAGUGCAGGCCCGAGCGCUUCCCAGGUGGCGGGAUCCUCACUGGCCGCUGCGUGAACUACAGCUCUGUGCUCCGGACCUGUGAGAUCCGGGGCUGGUGCCCCACCGAAGUGGACACAGUGGAAAUGCCUGUCAUGAUGGAAGCUGAGAAUUUCACUAUUUUCAUCAAGAACAGCAUCCGUUUCCCUCUCUUCAACUUUGAAAAGGGUAACCUGCUUCCCAACCUGACGGCCGCCGACAUAAAGACAUGCCGCUUCCACCCUGACAAGUCCCCUUUCUGCCCCAUCUUGCGGGUGGGGGAUGUGGUCAAGUUUGCGGGGCAGGAUUUUGCCAAACUGGCCAGCACGGGUGGAGUUCUGGGCAUUAAGAUUGGCUGGGUGUGCGACUUGGACAAGGCCUGGGACCAGUGCAUCCCCAAGUACUCCUUCACCCGCCUCGACGGCGUUUCUGAGAAGAGCAGCAUCUCCCCAGGCUACAAUUUCAGGUUUGCCAAGUACUACAAGAUGGAGGACGGCAGCGAGUACCGCACACUCCUGAAGGCUUUUGGCAUCCGCUUCGAUGUGCUGGUGUAUGGGAAUGCUGGCAAGUUCAACAUCAUCCCCACCAUCAUCAGCUCCGUGGCAGCCUUCACCUCCGUGGGAGUGGGGACUGUCCUCUGUGACAUCAUCCUGCUCAACUUCCUCAAGGGGGCCGACCAGUACAAAGCCAAGAAGUUUGAGGAGGUGAAUGAGAUGACGCUGAAAGCUGCUGCCUCGACCAACCAAGUGUUCUCCAGCGACCAGACCACGGAGGAGAAGCAGUCCACAGAUUCAGGGGCCUACUCCAUAGGCCACUAGGGCCUCUUCCCAGGGCCCCAUGCUCACCCCUGGAAUCCGGGCCUCCCCAUAGGGCAUCCCACCUGGGCAAGGGAGGAUGGGAGAGGGGAGGGGCUCUCAUUUCUGCUGCUCAUCUCAUGAGGCCACAGCCGGGGACCAGCUGUUCCCACAGGGCUCCGACAUACAGGUAGUACUCCCUGCUAAGACCUCUAUCUUCCCUUCACCCCUUGCCUCACCCCAAUCUGCUUCCCAAGACCCCCAGGGCAGUGGCACCUGAGUCAUCCCCCUUCCAAAGAGUAGACAUAAGAAUAGUAAUAAUGAGUGGCCACAGGGCCUACCAAGUACCAGGCACUCUCACAUGCAUUAUCUUGUUUAAUCCUUAGAAUAAUCCUAUGAGGUAGAUAUUAGUUCCCCUGUUUUGAAGAUACCCUGAGGCUCAGAGAGACAGUCAUGUGCCCAAGGCCACACAGCCAGGAGGCGGGAGAGCUGGGAUUUGAACCCAGGUCUAACUCCAUUGCCCACACCGCACAAGAGAAGAAUGAACGUCAGGGGGCAUCUGCCCUGCUGCUUCCACCGGCUCCACUCUACCACGAUUAGGUUCAGCUGAAUCAAGAGUAAGCCCCAGGCUUUCCCGGGAGCUCAGGCAGGCCCCAUUUUAGGAGAGACCAGUGAGACAGUGGUGCGAGGUCUCCUUCUCCAACUUGGGUGGGUCCCAAAUUCACAAGGAAAUAGGAGGCAUGACUGUCAGUGAAUUUGUCCUUACCUCCCCCACGGCUCUGUCCCCAACCCAGGGAAGGGGCCAUUCUUGUUCUCUCUCUGGGGCUCCCACAUACUUAUAGCCAUGUGGGUCCCCUCACUCCAGAAGCCAGAGUAGGCCACACCCAGGGUGAUGUGAUUGUUAGACCUGGGGCCCUGUUCUAAGAGGGCAGCAAUCCUCCUUAAAAACAUUGGUGAAAAGGCUCCAGUGAGCCCCAGUGCCCUGUGGGCAGGUGAUCAGCGGGCGGGUCCCCGCAGGGUCCUAACGAAGUGGUCAGUCUCCUAAUGUUAGAAACUAAAGGGCCUUAGAAAACAUCUUGCCCACUCUCCUGUUCACAGAUGAGCAAUGGAAGCCAAAGGGGGAAAUGACUUAUGUCAUAGUGAGUGGCCCAAAGGGAACCAGGUGUCCUGCCACUCUGGGGAGGAGGCAAGAACAGGAAGCUGGGAAGGCUGUGGAGAGAGCACCUGGUCCACCCCUGCCUCCAUGUGCCCAGACCUCCCCUUCCCCUUCUGGGCUCUCACCCCAUGAGGGGCCCAGAAAUCACACCAGGGCCGAGUGCAGGAGCAGGUCCAGAUUUUAUGAAGACUGAUGCACAUACAAUUGGGGCAUUUUUUAAAAAAUAAUAAAAAUUAGGUAUAAGAAGGAGCUCAUGCAAGUGAGCAGCACUGAAGUAUGCUUCAUGAGCUUCACGGUAAAUCUGCCUCCAGGAAAGUUGGAGUGUGGCCAUGACCAUGAGGACUUGGCAGAAAGGAACUUAACUGUAGAUGAGGGCUGGCCCCUCUAAGGAAGGUGCAGAGAAAGGGGGUGUGGGCAGCUUUGGGAGUAGUUUGGGACGAUCAAGCAGUGAGCACUUGCAAAGGCCCAACCUCAAUGAUCCCCCACUGCAGGGGGAGAAGGGGUAAGAUUCCCACGCAUAAGGCCCAUCCCCCUUCCUCAACUGAGUCUUCACCCCUCAGCUCCACCCCAGGAGCAGCCUCCAGAAUAAGGCCGUGUCUGGAGAUCUGAUGAGCAGACACAUCAGUGAAGACAGCACUGCAUUCUCCAACCAGGAGACCCACAGGCAUUCCCAGUGAAUCCAGCUCUCAGGAGCCUGGGCUGGGGCUGAGGACGUUCUCUGAGGAGGAGACAGAGGCAGCGGUGUCCUGGAGGGGCCCUCUCCCCCAGCCCUCCCCUUCCCCACACUGGCCUGAACCCGUGUGUGUGAGCCUGACACUGUCCUCCCACAGCUGAACUAAGUUAGCACUUCUGUGUGCUAGACUUCGGGUUGA